AUGUUCGACGUGACACGACUAACCUGGUUGCUUCUGCGCUGGAUAGUCGCCGGAAUGCUCAACCGCCUUCACGGGCAACCCGAGAGCUAUGACAAAAAAUCCAAGUACAGGUUCGGCCGGACUCUGGGUGCAGGCACAUACGGCGUCGUGCGGGAGGCCGAUGGCCCCACGGGCAAGGUGGCUGUCAAGAUCAUUCUGAAGAAGAAUGUCAAGGGCAACGAGCGCAUGGUAUACGACGAGCUUGACAUGCUUCAAAGGCUGAAGCAUCCUCACAUCGUCAAGUUCGUCGAUUGGUUCGAAUCGAGGGACAAGUUCUACAUCGUCACGCAGCUGGCCACCGGAGGCGAACUCUUUGACCGAAUUUGCGACCAGGGAAAGUUCACCGAGAAGGAUGCUUCGCAAACAAUCAAGCAGGUGCUCAGCGCUGUCGACUAUCUUCACGAUAACGACGUUGUUCAUCGAGACUUGAAACCCGAGAACCUCCUUUACUUAACCAGGGAGCUCGAAUCUGAUCUGGUCUUGGCAGACUUCGGCAUUGCAAAGACCCUGGACAGCAAGGAGGACACCCUCAAGACCAUGGCGGGCUCCUUUGGCUAUGCCGCCCCGGAGGUCAUGGAGCAAAAAGGCCACGGCAAACCUGUCGACAUGUGGUCGCUUGGCGUCAUCACCUACACUCUUCUUUGUGGCUAUUCGCCGUUCCGCAGCGAAAACUUGCGCGACUUGCUUCACGAAUGCACCUCGUCGCAAGUUGUCUUCCACGAGCGCUACUGGAAGGAGGUGAGCGACGACGGCAAGGACUUCAUCCUCAAACUGAUUGUGCCGGAGCCCGAGCAGAGAUGGACGAGCAAGCAAGCAUUGGGCCACAUCUGGUUGACCGGCAAGAAUGCUACCGAGCACGACUUGGUGCCCGAGCUGCUCAAAGCUCGCGAGCUCAGGAGCAAGUUCAAGCAUGCCGUUCUGGCUGCAAGUCUGAAGAAGAGGAUCGCGGACCUCAAGGAUGCCGACUCAGACUCAGACAACGAGAUGAGGGAUGCCGAGCAAGCCAUUCCCAGCGCCUCCUCUGCAUCUCUGCCGAAACCUGACGCCAAAACGGCCUCGCUCAAGGACAAGAUUAGCGGUGCCAUGUUCCGCGAAGUUGUGCUCGCGAAGCUCAAGGAUGAGAAGCAGAAGAAGGAGGCGCUGGAGGUUGACCAGGAGCUCGAGAAUGAGGUCAGGCGGCGCAGCUUCAAUGGCUCAUCGGGAGCUGCUUGA
Molecule: messenger RNA, 1251 nt
Organism: Purpureocillium lilacinum
Lineage: Eukaryota; Fungi; Ascomycota; Sordariomycetes; Hypocreales; Ophiocordycipitaceae
Biological process (GO): cellular response to oxidative stress; protein phosphorylation
Molecular function (GO): calcium/calmodulin-dependent protein kinase activity; ATP binding
Source: RefSeq, a predicted model, not a curated record